AUGUCCGAACACCCUCCUUCGAUACCACCUUCGCCCGUUCAACAAGGACCUGAUGGACCAUAUAUCCAGAUACCAGGGUAUGAUCUGAGAUUAACGCUAUGGAGAGAGACUGAUGUGGGCGAUGCUGUUGAGCUUUUCAAUCAUCCGGAUGUAGGCAGAUGGGCAUGUCUUCGACCGUACCCAUACGGUCCAAAAGAUUAUCAGUUCAUCGCUUCAAUCCUCCCCUUGCAUCGCACUCUCGCCUCAUCCUUCCUUGAUGCUACUCCACCACCACUCAGUGCCCUCGAGUCGUGCCCGAUGUUCCCCCUCUCCGCUUUGAGGGAUGAUCAAGGCAGAGUGGUGGGAUCGGCUAACCUUGGUCCAUCGCAGAAGGAAGUCGGCGCUUGGGAGAUUGCAUAUGAUUUGCAUCCUUCAUUACAAGGGAGGGGAAUCGGGCGAAUCAUGGUACAAAAGUUGAUAGAGUUUACGAGAUGGUUGGGAGUCAAGAGGGUCGUAGCUUUCUGCGAAACAUCCAAUAUCCCUUCAUCUUCCCUACUCAAGAAACUUGGAUUCACCUACGUCGGCGAGAAGCUACAGCAGUAUCCUGAGGACAAAGGUGGUGAUGUGAGGAUAAUACAUGGGUAUGAGUUGAAGCUAUGA
Molecule: messenger RNA, 639 nt
Organism: Kwoniella botswanensis
Lineage: Eukaryota; Fungi; Basidiomycota; Tremellomycetes; Tremellales; Cryptococcaceae
Exons: 4
Coding region: 1-639 (212 amino acids)
Molecular function (GO): acyltransferase activity, transferring groups other than amino-acyl groups
Source: RefSeq, a predicted model, not a curated record